AUGGCCGAAAAAGAGUCGACCACAAUUUGGGGCGAUAAUGUUGCUGUUCGGUGUAGUUGGGCCACUUCGCAAGUCACCAAAUGUGAUGUCAACGAUAGUACGGCAUCACAGGUGGUCGACCUUCUGUUAACAGCGAGUUGUGCGUCGCCAAGUUUAACAAGACUACAAACCCCGAAGGAAAACACGGCCUGGCUUCUGAACGACGCCAAUGAAGCCCAACUUAUCAAUGCCGAGUCUUUUGGCUCACAUGCAGCCUUUCAGUUUCUUCUGAGCUGUCUCCAGGCCACGCAAUCUUCCAGGAGUAGAAUUGUCAGACUUGUGAUUCCCCUCCAUAGAGGAACAAUUGUCAGGUCAGACAUCUUACCCCUUCGUCUUAAAGGCGCCUUCGGGGCCGAGAAAGUAGCGUCAUUUUCAGACCCUCUCCAAUCGUUUCCUGGAAAUGCUCUGCGUCUAGAUGCGAUGUCACUUCCCGAGAUAUUUCGAUCUUCAGCUGGGGGGAUAUUACUACAGGAGCUUCCUUCGGACGGGCAUAUCUCCAAUAAGGCCACUGUACAUCCAGCCUUUGAAGCCGAAUUUGAAAACAAGAUGUCGAUCUCGUGGAUCACACGAGAGCAACUAACUCGCAAACGCCUUGUGCUCGUUGGCUGUAGCUAUCGCGAUCCAUCAUCAGGUGCCUGGACGGUAUACGCAUGUGAUGCAGCCCAUGCCCUCGGAAUCGAUUUAGUUAUUAUCGAGAAACCCGGGAGCUGGAUCGAGCGAAGCGAGUAUUCACACUGGUAUGAAGCUCUCUUGCCCGCUGGCGCCUGGUGGUCUAAUCCUCCCGGGGACGACAUGGCAGAUCAUAUUGUCGAAAUGGUCAAGUCAUACGGGAAGAAAGUCGAUGGGAUAGUCGCCUUUCUAGAACCAUUUCUCGCCACCGUCAGCAGGGCGGCUCAACAGCUUGGUCUUCCGUGUCAACCAGCGGAGGCGUACGAGAUUGCAACUGAUAAGUACAGGCUAGGCGUAUUCGAAAACCGUAGACCUUUUCAUGGUUCCACCGCCGAGGAGGCUCUAGAAUUCGCCUCGAACGAGAACCUCCAGUAUCCCUUAAUCCUAAAACCACGUUUAGGCCUGAACUCAGAGGGGGUUGUACGGGUGAACAAUGCGGCAGGGAUUCGGUCAGCUGUGGAGAUGAUACAGAAGACCUUUUUCAAGUCGUUCACGAUCGAGAAAUACUGCGACGGGCCAGAAGUGGACGUAAACAUCGUUCUACUUGAUGGUGAAGUACUCUUCUCCGAAAUAUCUGAUGACUUCCCUAAAUCAGGAGAUCAAGAUGACGAAACCGUCCCAGAAUCGCAAAGAAACUUCUUGGAAACUUAUCUCGUCCACCCCUCGGCACUUCCAUCCUAUGAAUUGGCAAUGCUUAGGGAAUCUAUUAGUGCGACGAUUCGACGGCUUGGGUUUUCCAGUGGUAUCAUGCAUGUGGAGGCUCGAGUUGAUCAAUCAUCGGUUGAAUACCGCUGUGAAGAAGGUAUUCUGGAUUUGCAACCGAAUGGAAAGGAGAUCAAGUCCGUCACUCCAGCUCCUUGGGUCUUAGAAAUCAAUCCGCGACCACCAGGAUUGACCGCUAGUCGCAUCAUUGAGUCGGUAUACGGAAUCGACUAUUUCGGUGUCGCGCUAACUCUAGCUAUAAAUGACAAGGAGCGAGUUAGAGCGCUCUCUCACUCCUUCCUGAAUGGCGCCCAGCAUACUGGGGUUAUGGUAUUGAUACGCGCCGACUUCCAUGAGAGCUGCCAAGGAAUAUUCGAUUCUGAUGAUAUCUGCGAAGAACUGCUGACUCGGCGACCAGACUUGGCACAAAAUAUCAAUCGCUACGGCUGCCUCGCGAAAAGGGGCCAGAAGAUUCCGCAUCCUAGUUCUGGAGCUAACACAUUCGUGGCCUAUUUUAAUGUAUUCUCCAAAUCCAGAAAGGAUGCAUUAAAGAUAGCGGCCGAGGUGAGGAGGGAAGUCAGGUUCUCGUUUCUAUGA
Messenger RNA from Hypoxylon trugodes, 2007 nucleotides. Its product is annotated as glutathione synthetase ATP-binding domain-like protein. The record is from RefSeq and is a predicted model, not a curated record. NCBI's taxonomy places the organism in Eukaryota, Fungi, Ascomycota, Sordariomycetes, Xylariales, Hypoxylaceae. Gene Ontology annotation, molecular function: ATP binding; metal ion binding. The coding region runs from base 1 to 2007 and encodes 668 amino acids. The transcript is spliced from 3 exons.